This is a messenger RNA of Amborella trichopoda, 1501 nucleotides long. RefSeq lists its product as uncharacterized. The record is from RefSeq and is a predicted model, not a curated record. Gene Ontology annotation, molecular function: DNA-binding transcription factor activity. NCBI's taxonomy places the organism in Eukaryota, Viridiplantae, Streptophyta, Magnoliopsida, Amborellales, Amborellaceae. Gene Ontology annotation, biological process: regulation of DNA-templated transcription; DNA-templated transcription initiation.
UCAUGGUGCAGAGGCAUGCGAAUCUUCAACCACAAGUGUAAAUCUGAAAACAAUGGCAAUUGUAGCACAAUCUCCCAUUCUCUCAGCUAAUCACUUACACGUACUCGCCCCCAAAAAUGAGAGGAAGCAUUUGGGCUCAUUCAGUGGUCUCCACUGUGCAUCUCGGGAUGAGAAUCUUUGCUUGCUUCUCAGAUAUACUCUUAGUUCAAAGGGAAGUUUUGGCUGGCGAUUUUUCGGAAAGAUAUGUGCUGGCUAUUCUGGGGAUUUUUUCGAAUUGGAUAAUGGCAAGGGACACUAUAAUGAAUCUAAUCAAUCAGCACCCAACCAGGAUACGAUUCAAAGGCAAUAUGUUUCAAAUGGGGAUGAGAUGGAGCUAAAUGUGAGAAUCAGGUCCAAGAAACUCCUUGAAAGAAAACAUAACAGGGAAAAGAAGAAAAGGAAAACCAAUGGCCAUGUCCAAGUACUUGAGGAACCUCAAAGCCAUAAGAGAAUUGUUGAUAAUAGGAGUCCCUCUAAGCAAAAGGUUUUUCGUUACUUCAGAGAUUCAGCACAAGUCAGACCCAUGUCUUCUAUUGAAGAGGCUAAACUCUCAUUAGCAGUCAAGGUUACUCUGAUGUUAGAGAAAACAAAGAAAACUCUGCAGGAAGAGUUUGGGCGUGACCCAACAAUGAAUGAAUUAACAAGGGCUACUGGAAUUGAUGAGAAAGAAUUAAAGUCCCGCUUAAUAGAAGGAUCGCGUAGUAGAGAGAGAUUGUUAAGUAACAACAUCGGUCUCGUAAUUUCCAUUGCUUUCGAGUAUAGGGGCAGAGGAAUGGCCCUUGAAGAUCUCAUUCAGGCAGGCAUCAUCUCCUUAAUGCGAGGUGUUGAGAAAUUUGAUCAUACAAAAGGUUGUAAGUUCUCAACAUAUGCAUAUUGGUGGAUCAAACAUGGCAUAACAAAGGCGAUAAUAAGGCAUUCAAGGCUCAUCCGCUUGCCUCAUCACAUCCACGGUCUUCUUUCUCGAGUGCAAAGAGCAAGGAAAUUGAUACGUCAAGAUCCCAAAAUGAACCAAAAUCCAGAAGAAGCAACCUGGUUGGCAGGAUUAACACCAGCGAAAAUGUCGCUGCUCAUGCUUGCUGCAAGAGAGCCUAUUUCUUUGGACCGGCCCAUUCAAAAGGGCUCUUAUCUAAAUCAUGGGGAUUCGGUUGUAGAUGACCGUAACGAUUCAGAAGCCAAGAUUAUCAUGAAGAAACAUCUUCGACAGGAGCUGGAGAAGCUCUUGGAAAUUGUUAGUGAUAACGAGAGAGAUAUCUUGAUUUACAGGUGUGGGUUAGAGAGAGGUAGGGGGAUGACAUUGGCUGAGAUUGGAGAGAUUUUCAAAGUAACAAAACAGAGGAUCGGACAGAUUGAAAAAGGGGCACUCAGUAAACUUAAACAGCCCGAGAUCUGUGAACGCUUGAAACAUUAUUUUUACUCAGAUGCUGACAGUUUCUUGUAAUGCAAUCCCUUAAUGGUAUAUUGU